AUGUGCGGAGGCGAUAGUGAGGGUGGCUAUAAUAAUGAAGAAUGGAGGGCGGUCUGGGCCUUAUCCGACUUAGAUAAUAUUUAUAGCAUUAAUUUAAUAUUAUUAUGGCUUAUUAAUCAUCCAUUAUUACAUAUUUUGAUUGAUUCUAAUAAUUAUUUAUGCUAUGUUUUGUUAGCAAAACAUUUGACAAAAAAAUUACAAAAAACAAGAUUUAAAAUAAAAUAA
Didymodactylos carnosus is the source of this 225-nucleotide messenger RNA. The record is from the annotation of a GenBank genome assembly. NCBI's taxonomy places the organism in Eukaryota, Metazoa, Rotifera, Eurotatoria, Philodinida, Philodinidae.